GCAGAAUGACAGGAAUAGCAGAAGUCCCUGCUCUCACAGGCAACUGUGACUCACACAGGGCUCUGCUCUUAAUCUAAACCAGCCACGGCCCAGCUCAAUUCACUGCAUACUCAAAGAAGCUGUCUUUCCACACAAAGCCCGGCGAGACAUGGCAGAGGAGCAUAGGGAAGAAAGGGCAGAGGCCCUCUCUCGUCAAAACUAAGAGAUUUGGACAAAAAGCCACAUUUCUAUUAUUUCAUGUCGCCUGGCACCCUCCCAGGAACCCUGACACUGAAGCCUGCCCAAACCCACAACGGCCCUGAGCAGCCUUAACUGAAGACCUUCUUACCUGCAAGAAAGUUCUAUGGCUCUCCGCUGCUACCAGGGGGUGGAGAUGAGUCUGAGAAGUAACUGGAAGCCACAGAAAACUGUAUACCCCCAGGAUGGGAGUACGUGAAUAAAGAGCUUGCCCAAUCCAGAAGGAGGCAGGGCUGUGGUUAAAAAUGCAGGCAAACAGGGCCUGAUGAGAAGGCUCCUGGCAGAUGGGCGGAGUCCAAUGAUGGCAUGUGACUAAUAGUUGAGGGCGGGGCCAAAAACUAGGAUAGCCUAAAUGACAGAUGAGUGGACUCUAAAGACCAAGGCCAUGGACAUACAAACUGUGAGUACAGCCCUUUCAGAAGAGACUUGCCUAGUGGAUAACGAGCCGUGUGUAAAGUUAGAGAAGACAGCCAUAAAGAUUCAGUCAUGGUGGCGUGGCAACAUGGUCCGACGAACGCUACUGCACGCAGCACUUGGAGCAUGGGCCAUCCAGUGCUGGUGGAGGUCAGUGCAAACCAAGAUGUUGGAGCAAAGGCGGUGCUUGGCACUAAAACUCUACACCUGCCAGGAAUGGGCAGUGGUGACGGUGCAGGCACAGGUCCGCAUGUGGCAGACCCGCAGACGAUUCCUCCAGGCACGCCAAGCUGCCUGCAUCAUCCAGGCUCACUGGCGCUGGCAUGCCAGCCAAACCCGAGGCAUGAUCCGGGGCCACUAUGAGGUCAGAGCCAGCCAGCUGGAGCUUGACAUCGAAAUUCUUAUGACCUAGGGUGCUGGCAAAGCCAUGGGGGGCUGGAUCUCCCUCCCAAUAAAGACACUUACUGAUCCUA
Messenger RNA from Peromyscus eremicus (cactus mouse), 1124 nucleotides. RefSeq names its product IQ motif containing F6 (gene Iqcf6). The record is from RefSeq and is a predicted model, not a curated record. The coding region runs from base 590 to 1063 and encodes 157 amino acids. Gene Ontology annotation, molecular function: calmodulin binding. Lineage: Eukaryota; Metazoa; Chordata; Mammalia; Rodentia; Cricetidae. The transcript is spliced from 2 exons.